Molecule: messenger RNA, 1792 nt
Organism: Prorocentrum cordatum
Lineage: Eukaryota; Dinophyceae; Prorocentrales; Prorocentraceae
Source: the annotation of a GenBank genome assembly
AUGAGGGCUGCCAGAGUGCCGCCCCCCGCGCGGGGGGGCAGGCGGGCGCUCCCAGUGCUCUGGCUGCAGGCGCUGCUGCUGCUGGGAGGGGUGCGCCCAGGCGAGGGGCGCUUCACGUUCCUCUCGGUGUGGAACCCCCAGAACCUGCUGUCGCCCGCCCGCUUGGACGAAGUGUCGCGGGCACUGGCUGGCGUGGGAAUUGUUGGCCUCCCAGGCACGUGUGUGCGCCAGUGGUGGAACGAACCUCACCACAAGGCGACGUCAGUGGCCCACCACGUGGUGCAUUUUGGGUGGCAGCGCUCCAGGCUUGUCAACAAGAGCUGUGGAUGCGCGCUGAUGCGGGCCAAGAAGUACUUCGGGGUGAACGAUAUUCGACGGCUGGUCACCCCGCCUGUGGGCCUCCGUGGGCGAGGCGGACUGGCCUACAUCGCCUCAGGUCCGCUGCUCCUCGCCGUGUUCGUGCUCUACUUCCCCCCGCGGCCAGCGGACAAGGGGGAGGCACCCAUCUGGCGCGACACCUGCCGGGCGCUGGUGGCUUGGGCGCGGGACGAGCUCAUUCGUGUACCACAGCGGUAUACCCCUGUAUUGCUCAUGGACCUCAACUCGGGCCUGACCCAGCACUUCGACGAGGAUCCCGUGGUCGGCCAGUUCGGUGCAGCGACCGAAAGCUUGGCGGGCAAGCUGGUCCAUGAGUGGCUGGCGGGGGCACGUAUGCAGGCGAUCAACACCACGAAGCAGGUUGGCAACACUUACUUCGGCAUAGGCGGAGUGUCCUCGCAGAUCGACUACAUUUGCGUGCCCCAGAGUGCGGGAGUAUUAGUGGAAUGGGCGAAGGCGUGGCACCGUACGGCGGAGGCUGUCCGAGCGUCCCCUGCGGUCCUAGACCACGUUCCCGUGGUCACCAAGAUACGGAUCGUGCCGCCCUUGAACCAGCUGCCGCUACGAGAGCGCUGGGACCGCCCGCGCUUGUCAGGAGCAGUCAUGUCGGGUAGUGGACGAGAACAGUUCAUGACCGACCUGCACGAGGCUUUUCUGGAGAUCGGCCCAUCGCUCGACGUGCUGGAGACGAGAGAAGCGACUACUGGCCACGCCACGCUGGUCAUGGGCACUAUCCGCAAGAUCGGGCUGGCGCACUUCUCCCAGGCCACGGUGCGCCCAAUGUACGAGAGGAAGCUGGACGAGAAGAAGUGGCAACUGCUCCGCGAGAGGCGUACCAUCCUGGAGGAGGUAAAGGCCCAGGAGUUCGAGGAGCCAGACCUGCCUCGCGAGAGGGUCGCCGAGCUGCGGACGCUCGGCAGCGCGAUCAGGAGCUACACGAAGGCCCUCCAGCACUGGCGACGCCGCAGAGCCCACGAGCGCCAGAAGUUCAUAGAGGACGAACUCAGACAAGCAUGGAGAGGCCGUGACAUGGCCCAGGUUCCUCGGCUUGCCCGCUCGCUGGCACGCACGGGCAUCGGCGUGAAGAACCGCAACUACAGAGCACACGCCUCGUGCAACCCGACGUGCGACGAGUGGUCCACCUUCCUUGCGCAGGACCCGCUCCAGGGCGGCUUGGCAGCUACUCGCACGACCGUCCCUCUCUGCCACAACUUGAAGCCCGACAGGCUCAUGGACCUGGGCAACACUUCGGACUGCGCCAUCCCCGAUACGGUGAACAUUUCCGAGGAGGACGUUCGUGGGGGCCAGUCGGACUUCAAGAUGACAAUCAAGGCCCUUCGCCGCACGAAGAUUGGCAAGUUUGCGCCGUCCUGGUCUGCUCCCUCGGAGAUUUUCAAGAUGAUCGUGGACCCAG